AGAACUUCCAUUUAAUCACAGAACUCCCAUAAGCUCAGCUGUAAUUGCCAUGGAUCUGUACUCUCAAUUGACCCAAGAAUGGGCUGAUGCUGCCAGUUAUCAGGAAUUGGUUCCUCUAGAAAGCCAGCCUAUUUUGUCUAUCAUCGCGCUUUUGAUCUCAGUGUUUUUUAUAAUCUUAUGUGUAUUUACGAAUAAAUUAUCAAACAAAUCAAAUUUUUAUUAUAUAAUAUACUCGGUCAUUGCAAGUCUAUCGUUUGGUUUUGGUGCUAUUUAUCUAGCUGAUUCAGUUGGUGUCUAUAUUUGACUGGGCAUACCUUUGAUCUGCUCGGACAUGACUUUUUUUCAUCAUCGA
Ascoidea rubescens DSM 1968 is the source of this 352-nucleotide messenger RNA. Its product is annotated as OST5 family protein. The transcript has a single exon. The coding region runs from base 50 to 304 and encodes 84 amino acids. Lineage: Eukaryota; Fungi; Ascomycota; Saccharomycetes; Ascoideales; Ascoideaceae. Gene Ontology annotation, biological process: protein N-linked glycosylation. The record is from RefSeq and is a predicted model, not a curated record.